CUCCCCUUCAAGUUUCUUUGCAUUUUACUCUCCAAGGUAGCUGUUUACAAUAUAUGUUCGCAUUAUUCCUUAGUCUCCCUUGCUGUUAUAAGUUGCGAAACACCAUACAACAUGGCAGAUUCCCUUCACCUCGAUAGCAAGCAGAUGAAAGCGGCCGAGUCCUCAGGCACUCCCGGCUCGCCGCCAGAAGACAUUGACAUCUUCGACGAGGGCGUUAGCCAUGUCGCCGAGAAGUUUCGUGGCACGUCGGCUGACAAGCGAGACAUGAUGGUCAUGGGCAAGAAGCAGGUUCUGCGGCGAAACUUCAACUUCAUCACCAUGCUCGGAUUUGCCUCGACGUGCAUCGCUAGCUGGGAGGGUAUUCUCACUUAUCUCGCUUUCGUCUUGACUGACGGCGGUACUCCUCUGCUGUUCUGGGGUUUCAUCGCAUGCGCUAUUGGCCAGACAUUAGUAUAUGCCAGUAUAGCCGAAAUGGCUUCCAUGUCACCUACAGCUGGAGGUCAAUACCACUGGGUGUCAGAAUUUGCUCCUAAACGAAUGCGCAAGGUCCUUAGCUACUACUCUGGUUGGCUUACCGCCAUCGGGUGGCAGGUGUACAAUGCCAGCGUGUGUUUCUUGGUCGGCACCAUGGUCCAGGGAUUGAUUGUCUUGAACGACCCGACAUACAUCUACAAGCGGUGGCAUGGAACCUUGCUGUCCAUGUCCACCACCGUAUUCUGCAUCUCUUUCAACACCGUUUUUGCGUCGAGAUUACCCAUCAUCGAGGGUAUGAUUCUGAUCCUCCACGUUGUGGGUUGGUUCGCCAUUGUCAUCACACUUUGGGUCAUGGCACCUCGUGCGGAUGCACACACCGCUCUGCUCGAAUUCACCAACAACGGGGGUUGGUCGAGCGACGGUCUGUCAGCCAUGAUCGGUCUGCUGGCCCCCAUGGCGGUGCUGAUUGGAUAUGACUGUUCCGUUCACAUGUCCGAAGAAAUAAAAGACGCCUCCGUCACCCUUCCUCGUGCUAUCAUGGGCUCCGUGAUAGUCAACAUCACUCUGGUCUUUGUCAUCGUGACGACUCUUUGUUUUACCAUCGGUGACCAAGCUUCGGCUGCGGCCUCGGCGACGGGUUACCCAUUUAUUCAGGUCUUUUAUAACGCGACUGGCUCCUUGGCUGGCACCAGCGUCCUAACAGCCAUCAUUAUCGUCAUGAUGGCCGCGUGCGCCGUCUCGGAAGUCGCUGCUGCAUCGCGCCAGGUCUGGGCAUUUGCUCGAGAUGGGGGCCUACCAGGCUCGGUUUGGCUCUCCAGGAUCUCUCCUGACUGGAAUAUCCCUCUGCCUGCUGUCACGGUCACGCUCUUGGUCUCUGCACUCAUUUCGUUGAUCAAUAUAGGCUCCACUGUCGCCCUAAACGCCAUUACCUCGCUAGGCGCCAUCGCCACUUUGAUCUCAUACUUCCUAACCAUCGCAUGCGUCCUCUACCGCCGCAUCACUGGCCCCGAACUCCCUCCGAGACGUUGGUCACUCGGACGAUGGGGCCUCAUUAUCAACGUCGCCGCUCUCCUGUUUCUGAUCCCGUUGAUCUUCUUCCUGAGUUGGCCGCUUACAACCCCAGUCAAGGCUAUCAACAUGAACUGGUCGAGUACCAUGUUGGGCGGCUCGUUGAUCAUUGCGACUAUUUAUUUUCUGAUUUGGGGCAGAACUUCUUACGUUCCACCGGUGGUCCAUGUGAAGCGAGACGUGUGAAGCAGCUCUUGGGAAACAUUGUAUGUGAGCGGGAGAUGAUCAAAAGAUUUCUUUUCAUUGGCCUUGUACAGACUUUUGUUUUUUGGGGCAUGAGAGAUAUAUGAAUGUCCCACCCCUUUGCCGUUGAGACCCUCUUACCAUAGAGACUAGUAAAAGUGAAGUUCCCCUUAACUGUCGUCAAUCAUGGAACUCGUCUUAGAACAGAGCGUACUAAAGGGGACUGCAGUAGAAAUUAG
Exophiala oligosperma is the source of this 1964-nucleotide messenger RNA. RefSeq lists its product as uncharacterized. The transcript is spliced from 7 exons. Gene Ontology annotation, biological process: transmembrane transport. The coding region runs from base 112 to 1728 and encodes 538 amino acids. The record is from RefSeq and is a predicted model, not a curated record. NCBI's taxonomy places the organism in Eukaryota, Fungi, Ascomycota, Eurotiomycetes, Chaetothyriales, Herpotrichiellaceae. Gene Ontology annotation, molecular function: transmembrane transporter activity. Gene Ontology annotation, cellular component: membrane.